AUGAGGUUCAACGUCGCCGCCGCUGCUGCCAGCGCAGCCUUCCUGGUCGGCGGUGUUAGCGCCGAGGACCAGAAGGUGCUCAAAGACGAAAGCUCGUCUAGCUCAGUUGCUGAGUCGGCCACCCAGGCUGCCCCCGAGCUGCCGACCUUCACCCCCACCAAGCUCAAGGCUCCUUUCCUCGAGCAGUUCACCGACGACUGGGAGGCGCGAUGGAAGCCUUCACACGCCAAGAAGGACACCAAGGGUAGCGACGAAGAAUGGGCUUAUGUCGGCGAGUGGGCGGUUGAAGAGCCCGUCGUCUACAAGGGCAUGGAGGGCGACAAGGGUCUUGUCAUCAAGAACCAGGCUGCCCACCACGCCAUCUCGGCCAAGUUCCCCAAGAAAAUUGACCCCAAGGGUAAGACCCUGGUGGUCCAGUAUGAGGUCAAGCUGCAGAAUGGCCUCGAGUGCGGUGGUGCCUACAUGAAGCUGCUGCGAGAAAACAAGGCCCUGCACCAGGAGGAGUUUUCCAACACGACCCCGUACGUCAUCAUGUUCGGUCCCGACAAGUGCGGCCACACCAACAAGGUGCACUUCAUCUUCAACCACAAGAACCCCAAGACGGGCGAGUACGAGGAGAAGCAUCUGAGCUCUCCGCCCACCGCCAAGAUUGUCAAGACUACCGAGCUGUACACGCUCAUCGUGCACCCCAACAACACGUACGUCAUUCAGCAGAAUGGCGAGCAGGUUAAGGAGGGCAGCCUCCUCGAGGACUUCACUCCUGCCGUCAACCCUCCCAAGGAGAUUGACGACCCCAAGGACAAGAAGCCUGAUGACUGGAUCGAUGAGGCCCGCAUCCCCGACCCGGACGCCAAGAAGCCCGACGACUGGGAUGAGGACGCCCCCUACGAGAUUGUCGAUGAGGAGGCUACUCAGCCUGAGGACUGGCUUGUUGACGAGCCCUUGACCAUUCCCGAUCCCGAGGCUCAGAAGCCUGAGGACUGGGAUGACGAGGAGGAUGGCGAUUGGAUCCCUCCCACGGUUCCCAACCCCAAGUGCGCCGAGGUCUCUGGCUGUGGCCCGUGGACCAAGCCGAUGAAGAAGAACCCCGACUACAAGGGCAAGUGGUCCGCCCCCUACAUUGACAACCCGGCCUACAAGGGUCCGUGGGCGCCUCGCAAGAUCAAGAAUCCCGACUACUUUGAGGAUAAGCACCCCGCCAACUUUGAGCCCAUGGGCGCUAUUGGUUUCGAGAUCUGGACCAUGCAGAACAAUAUCCUCUUCGACAACAUCUACAUCGGCCAUUCGGUUGAGGAAGCCAAGAAGUUCGCCGACGAGACCUUCUUCAAGAAGCACCCGGUCGAGAAGGCCCUCGAGGAGGCCGACAAGCCCAAGGUUGAGGACACGCCCAAGUCCCCGAGCGACCUCAAGUUCCUGGACGACCCCAAGACGUAUAUUAAGGAGAAGCUCGACCUCUUCCUCACAAUCGCCAAAAAGGAUCCUCUUGAGGCCAUCCGGUUCGUUCCCGAAGUCGCCGGCGGCCUUGCUGCUAUCUUCAUCACCACUGUCGCCCUCCUCUUCGGCCUUGUUGGUCUUGGAUCCUCCACUGCCCCGUCGGCAAAGAAGGUCGCCGCCGACGCCAAGGAGAAGGCCAAGGAAGUGGCGGACAAGGCUACCACGGCCGCUGCCUCUGGCGUUGAUACUGCCAAGGAGGCGACCAAGCGUGCUACACGGAGCCAAUCGUAG
Messenger RNA from Parathielavia appendiculata, 1725 nucleotides. RefSeq names its product Calreticulin-domain-containing protein. Gene Ontology annotation, molecular function: calcium ion binding. The transcript has 4 exons. The record is from RefSeq and is a predicted model, not a curated record. Lineage: Eukaryota; Fungi; Ascomycota; Sordariomycetes; Sordariales; Chaetomiaceae. Gene Ontology annotation, cellular component: endoplasmic reticulum; endoplasmic reticulum membrane. The coding region runs from base 1 to 1725 and encodes 574 amino acids. Gene Ontology annotation, biological process: protein folding.